GCAGGUUGUAGGACCAUGACAUCAAGGAAAGCCGGAUGUCAUAACGUGACGAAUAGCGCAUGUAGCCAAGCUUCCUGUGGGGCGGGCGAACAACACGUAUACUCAUGCUAGACGCAAGCCUACGAGCUACCAGUGUAUCCUUAGCGUUCGGCAUGCAAUACUACUGCAAUACUUCAGUGUGCGACUAAACAGCCAUACAAUCCAUCAUACAGAAAUUUGCCAAAAUGCCUAAACUAGGGCUUCUGGCAGUCUCAGCCGGUAUAUCAGCUUUGGUCGUUGCCCUAGUAUUGCCUUAUACCGAGCCAGAGGCCUUAGCAGCGCUCGCCAGGCAUCCAGUGGGUGGUAUCGCCCGGAACGCCACCGCAGCAGCAUUUCAGGGGCUGCUCCGCUUGCUAGAAGCAUCCUCAGCGGCCGCCAGUAACUCUGGCCCCAGCCUACGUGAUUACUACCCGAUACCAGAGGCCUCACAAGCCAAGCAGGCAUCCCGUGAAGCCAGCAAUCCUAGUUUGACUUCAGCUCAAAGGGGCGGCAGCAGCAGCAGUGGUAGGAGGGCGGCUGCGAAACAUGCAGAUGCGGAUUUGGAUUGGGCUGAUCCCGAGGUAUGGCGGUUGCAGCAAGAACAGGUCACGCGCCCGUACUACACGGAGGAGGAAGUACGGCGACUGUUGUACUGGUGCAGUAAUGCCGCUGACACAUCUGCUCACCGCCCCUCUGGCAGCGGCAGCAGCGGCAGCAAGAACAACGGAGACAAAAACAAUGGAAAUGAAGGCUCACAUCUUGCUACUAGCUUCCCUAACGGCAGCGUACCAACAACAGCAGCAGCUGAGGUGCGGAAAGACGGCGAGGAGCAGGACGACAUGGAGCGCUUUCGUCGUUUGACCAAGUGGGUGACGGCGGCCGGCGGCGAGGCCUCCCGAGUGACCCUUGGGUCCGACGAGCGAGGCGUCCGGGGGCUGCAUGCCUCUCAAGCCAUCCCCGCGGGAGAGGUGGCGCUGGCGGUGCCGCUGCGGUUGGGGCUGUCCGCCGCCACCUUCCGCGCAGCCCGCAUGCUGGGAGCCGCCACCGGAGCCGCCUGGGCAGGUGUGGAGGACGCGGAUCUCUUCCUGGACGCACUCGCUGUGUCGUACGAGGUUGCCGUACACGGGGAGCGCUCCCCCUGGGCGCAGCACCUGUGCCUGAUGCCCAGGACGUACGGUGGUCUGCCCGUACAUGCGAGUGACCCACGGGUCAGCGCGCUGCUGUCCCACCUGCCAAGCGUCCGCCGCCUGGCCGCCAAGCGCCGGGCCCAGCUGGCCAUGGUUUCGGAGCGCCUAGCUCGCCCCGCUAUGCUGGAGCUACCUGGGGGCAGAGCGGCGCUGGCACGACUGGCGCGAGCAGGAGGAGGAGAUGGAGGUGGCGACGGGGGCAGUAGCCGUAACAGCAGUGGCGACGGCAGCGGAAGGGACCUGUGGUUGCCUUUGUGGCACUGGUCGUAUGCAGCCGCUAAGACUCGUGCGGUGACGUUGGCAGCGGAGGAGCUGCGGGCUGGCGGAGGCGGCGGCAGUGGAGAGGCGGCGGGAGCUGGGGUGCUAGGGUUCCUGCUGACGCCGCCUCCGCCGGUGGUUGUCGGCUGGGCACAGGUAGUGGGGUCCGGGUACCCGGCAGGGGCAGUGCGGUGGGGAGUGCAUGGCAGGGUUCAUUGGAGGUUGUGAUGUUUACACACGCUGGCGAUCGCCGUGCGUCCUUUCCUUACCUCAUCCCUACUUCCCUUAAUCAUUGGAAACGUCUAAUACACUUGCUGUUUUUAUAGAGGCAUAGCAAGACAGCGAAGUUAAAGGUUGGCAUGCACGCGCUGCACCUGGUGUGCCUGGUAAGCCAUGAUACCCCUACCGCGCUGUGCUGCCCCCCACGCACGCCCUGGAGGUCGGCUCGCUGCUGCCGCUGCUGGACCUGGCCAACCACGCCUUCCAAGCAGCUGGGCCGCGGGGGGCAGCAGCGAACACGGAGCACAGGCUGCUGACAGCCCCCUCCGGCGGCGGCAUGCUGGCAGCUCUGGUGUCCACCGCCGCCAUCCCCGCUGGUGCCCCCCUCACCUUCGACUACCUGGCAGCCGAGGAGGCGGACGAGCAGCAGGGGCCGCCCACCUGCCCCGACAGGUGGCUUCUGGAGUAUGGUUUCGUGCCGGACAGUGGCGGGGACCCUCGCCGGGACUGCGACACGUUCACAGUGGGGGCAGCGGAGCUGGCGACUGCUGCGACCCGCGUUACCAGCGCAGCAGGAGCAUCAGGAGCAGCAGGAGCAGGAGCAGGAGCAGCAGCGGCGACAGCGAUGACAGCAGCGAUACCGGCAGCAGCAGCAGCAAGAGCAACAGGAGCUUCGGAGGAGUCUGCAUCGCAAACAGACGAACAAGGUAAAGAACAAGCAGCAGCGUCGCCUAAACCGCUGAACCUCCUCCUUCAAAGCAAGAUCCAGGCCAAGCUGUCGUCGGGAUCCGUACAGCAACAGCUCCCACUUGGGAUGGGCCGUAUCGAGAUCCAAGUACGGCAGCCCACUCCGGCUGAGGUGGAGGUGGGCGAGGGGCCCGGCUGGGUGCGGCGGCGGUGGGAGGUGGUGCGCUGGAUAGAGACGGCGCUAGGGGGUUGGGAUGGGGAUGGUGAAGACGGCAGUAGUGGCAGCAGCAGUGGCAGUGUGCAAGGGAAUGCGGGUGUGGCAGGCGCGGGUGAGGCAGAUGCGGAUGCCGUGCUUCGAGAGCUGUUGCGAGCGCGAGCUGAGCAGCUGGAGCGGCUGCUGGAGCAGGCGGGGAAUGGGCGUGUCAAUGGUGUCGCAGGUGUGACCCACGGGUCUGCUGCUGCUGCUGCAGUCGGGGCUGCGAGUAGCGAUGUGGAGUUGAGGCGAGGGGU
This is a messenger RNA of Astrephomene gubernaculifera, 2879 nucleotides long. The record is from the annotation of a GenBank genome assembly. Lineage: Eukaryota; Viridiplantae; Chlorophyta; Chlorophyceae; Chlamydomonadales; Astrephomenaceae.